Coccidioides posadasii C735 delta SOWgp is the source of this 2271-nucleotide messenger RNA. RefSeq lists its product as uncharacterized. NCBI's taxonomy places the organism in Eukaryota, Fungi, Ascomycota, Eurotiomycetes, Onygenales, Onygenaceae. The record is from RefSeq and is a predicted model, not a curated record.
CUUUAUUCUUCCUCUUCUUUCUUUCAAAUUAUACAGCAUUUUGAGGGGGAAAUUAUUUGGAAAUCUCUCCGGCAGUGUCAUGUUCCCUUCUUCUGAAUCUCAAUUAUUUUAGACUUCACAAUACAAAGGGGGCCAUCGCAUCGCACAGCCUCCACAGAAUAUUAUUUUUAUAUCUCACUGUCUUCUUUUGGUACCUGCCGAGCAAGAUCCUCGAAGCACGCUUCGUGAGAUUAUGAAAUGUGGAAAGCGAGUCAUCCGCCUACUCCCAAAGACAUGGCAAACCCCCGGUCAAGGGGGCCGAGAUUUACAAUUGAGCGCAACAAAGAACAAGGGUUUGUGAGCCCACAUGUACAGGAAAUGAAUUAUGAGAACAAUCCAUACGGACGAUCAUUUCGUUCAUACAAUGCUAUGGAACCGCCGCCCGCGAUUGGCAAGGAGCCACGCAUAGCAUCCUCGAUUUACUCUGACUGGGAUUCUGAUAACGAACGUCGACUCACAAAGCCCCACGUUUAUCUUGACCGUUCCUCUGAAUAUCGCGAUAGUCAGUACACUGAUGCAUCGCCGCCUGUGUCGCCAAUGCCUGGCCAGUAUAGAAAUACUACCGGGAAUGAUAGCCCAGACAUAUCUCCUAUAGAAGAGUUUUUUGAACCUGCUGUUCAAUUUCCCCGUGAAAAAAUCAAUUUUCCCGAUGCAGUUCCGGUCUCUCAGAAAUUUGCGAAGGCGCCUCAAAUGACAAAGGACGACCCAAACGCCGGUGCCAUCCUAAAAGGCAGACGCGGAUUUUCCGGACCGCACCCUGCUCGAAAAACAAAGUGGGAUGAGUUUUCAGGCGAACCGACCAAAAGCGAUCGCGGCAAGUUUGCCCAAGUUUCCCCAAAGAAUCCGCAUUUGCCAGUGUUAUCACAUCUCAAGCCUUCGCAGAAGCACCCUUUCGGUUUCUUUACAAGAAACAAGGAUACAAAUCAAGGCCACAGGCGAGCCCCAAAGCUUGACCCAGAAGAUCCGGCCUUGGUGCCUCCUACUCGUCCACCGUGGAAAGGCGCUAGUGGAAGGUCUGCCAUUUUGAACCCGAUUUCGACCAAAAAGCCAUCCGCAGAGGAACCAUUUAUUCCCCCACCCAGGAAGGAUAGUCGACCUCAACCAGUCGAACCGCUGCACACUACACCAGCAGGGCUUUCAACCACCUCUUUAAAGGCACCAUCCGACUCGGUAGCGCCAUUUAGAAUGGAUACCUUCGAUUUCGCGACAUCGCAGAGUGGUAUACAAGAGGAUACCGGUUACGCGGCGGACUCGAUGAAUGGGUCCAAUGGACAGAAUCCAUCUACAAUGCUCAAUAGUCUGCCAGACCUUUCGCAUCCCCUUCGUAGCGAAGCUCGAAUACGGGACGUCCCGUUCGAGCCGGAUUACAUGAAGCUGGAAAGCCUAGACUUGGAACCUCAGCCGGUGAGCCGUUUCAGUAUGACGACUUUCGCGACCACCGAAGUAGGCACCCCACCGCAAUCUUCUCGACGAAGCAACGAGAAAGAUGCUCCGCCUCUCCCAGAUAUCCCCACCGAUAUAGCGGCCAAAGCUGCUAGGAUGACGGCGCGAAAGCCUACUCCAUCCCAGCUGUCGGCGGUUACUUCGAAGUCGUUGCCACGGAGCCCGCCAGAAGCGGAGGCUAACAAUCGCAUCGAAGCAAUGGAGGCAAAACUUCGCGAUCUUGCCCGAAGACGCGGUAAUAUCAACACCAUCAUCAACGAAUUGACACAAGUCAUACAGCCAAGUUCAAUCGCUUACGAUUUUGCGACUCGUGCUGAAGUUACGAAGACCGUGAAGAGCCUUAAUAACGAGCUAGACGAUAUCAAGAAAGAUGAGCACGAUAUCGGGCUCAAACUUCAUCGGGCGUAUAAGAAGAAGGAUGAAGAGGAUGAGUACGAAGGGUCUGGAUUAUGGAUUAAGAGAGUCACCAGCUAAAAUGGCUUCGACUGAUGCAGCCGGCGUCAUGACCCUUGCAUAGUAUUCAUACAAGACCCUGGUUGGUCGUUCUUCGAUUUGAAAUUUCUUUUGGUUUUCCCUUCCUCCACAUUCCAAAUUUCCCUAGCCGCUUUUACUCCAGUGAACACUUGUUUACUCUGCUACUUCUUGAGAAUACCCUUUUGCCCAAAAAUUUUACAAAUUCAGAUCUAUGUUCAAAGAACCCUGGGCGAUUCUGUGAAUUGUUUCUGUGAAGCUUUCCUUUCAUGUACAUAUAUUUUCUUCAUUAUACGGACUUAAGGUGGUUUAGUUUCC